Molecule: messenger RNA, 5381 nt
Organism: Marmota flaviventris (yellow-bellied marmot)
Lineage: Eukaryota; Metazoa; Chordata; Mammalia; Rodentia; Sciuridae
Gene: Rc3h1
Product: ring finger and CCCH-type domains 1
Biological process (GO): ubiquitin-dependent protein catabolic process; protein polyubiquitination; nuclear-transcribed mRNA catabolic process, deadenylation-dependent decay
Cellular component (GO): cytoplasmic stress granule
Molecular function (GO): metal ion binding; mRNA binding; ubiquitin protein ligase activity
Source: RefSeq, a predicted model, not a curated record
GGACGAGGACAACGAGCGGCGGGGCGGCGGAGGACGCGGAGGAGGAAGAGGAGGCCGACCUACAAGAUGGCCCCUGCUGCAGGAGCGGCCUCGGCAGCAGCAGGUGGGGGGCUGGAGGCGGCGCUGGCGGCAGCGGCCGAGGCCCGGCGGCCUGGGACAGAGUCAGCGUCGAUGGUAGCAGCGGCGGCGGCGGCGGCUGCCGCGGCGGUGGCGACGGCCGCGGGGACGCGGAGCUGAGAGGAGCUGCUGCUCGGACCAGCGCGGUUAUAUUUCACACUAUGUGCUGACUGUAUCUACAGAAGAUAUUUAACAAAAAAAAAAAGAUAAACUUUUUUCAAAGAUUUUGAUUCCAGUGGAAUCUUUGCUUUAGAUUUGUGUGUGUGUGUGUGUGUAUUAGUGAAUUGUAACUCCAGAAGCAAUGCCUGUACAAGCUCCACAAUGGACGGAUUUCCUCUCCUGCCCAAUUUGCACUCAGACUUUCGACGAAACAAUUCGAAAGCCCAUCAGUUUGGGCUGUGGCCAUACUGUCUGUAAGAUGUGCCUGAACAAACUCCACCGCAAGGCUUGCCCAUUUGACCAGACCACUAUCAAUACAGACAUUGAGCUCCUUCCCGUGAACUCAGCAUUGCUGCAGCUAGUGGGUGCUCAGGUCCCUGAACAGCAGCCCAUUACUUUGUGUAGUGGGGUUGAAGACACAAAGCAUUAUGAAGAAGCCAAGAAAUGUGUAGAAGAAUUAGCAUUGUACCUGAAACCGCUCAGCAGUGCUAGAGGAGUGGGUCUGAAUAGCACUACCCAGAGUGUUCUGAGUCGCCCAAUGCAGAGGAAGCUUGUGACUCUGGUUCACUGCCAACUAGUGGAAGAAGAAGGCAGGAUUCGUGCCAUGAGAGCUGCUCGCUCUUUAGGUGAACGAACAGUUACAGAACUCAUUCUCCAGCACCAGAAUCCUCAGCAACUCUCUUCCAAUCUUUGGGCAGCAGUCAGGGCUAGGGGCUGUCAAUUCCUUGGACCAGCAAUGCAAGAGGAAGCUCUAAAGCUGGUUCUACUGGCCUUAGAAGAUGGCUCUGCUUUGUCAAGAAAAGUACUGGUUCUUUUUGUGGUGCAAAGGUUGGAGCCACGGUUUCCUCAAGCCUCUAAAACUAGCAUUGGGCAUGUUGUUCAGCUCCUUUACAGAGCCUCCUGCUUCAAGGUCACCAAACGUGAUGAAGACUCUUCUCUGAUGCAGCUUAAAGAAGAAUUUAGAACCUAUGAAGCUCUGCGACGAGAGCAUGACUCCCAGAUAGUACAGAUUGCUAUGGAAGCAGGCUUAAGGAUUGCACCAGACCAGUGGUCCUCUUUGCUUUAUGGAGACCAGUCUCACAAAUCUCACAUGCAGUCCAUUAUUGACAAGUUGCAGACCCCAGCCUCUUUUGCUCAGAGUGUUCAGGAACUAACAAUUGCUCUCCAGCGGACUGGAGACCCAGCAAACUUGAACCGACUAAGACCCCAUUUGGAACUAUUAGCAAACAUUGACCCAAGUCCAGAUGCUCCUCCUCCUACUUGGGAACAGCUAGAAAAUGGACUGGUAGCUGUGCGUACAGUUGUACAUGGGCUGGUUGAUUAUAUACAGAACCAUAGCAAAAAAGGAGCAGAUCAACAGCAGCCUCCACAGCAUAGCAAAUAUAAAACAUACAUGUGUCGAGAUAUGAAGCAAAGAGGAGGAUGCCCUCGUGGUGCCAGCUGUACAUUUGCACACUCACAAGAGGAACUGGAAAAAUUUCGUAAAAUGAACAAACGUCUGGUUCCCAGAAGACCUCUGAGUGCCUCUUUGGGUCAGUUGAAUGAGGUGGGCCUGCCUUCUGCAGCCAUCCUUCCAGAAGAAGGUGCAGUGGAUCUACCUAGCAGAAAACCCCCUGCUCUACCAAAUGGAAUUGUGCCAGCAGGAAAUACAGUAACACAACUGAUUCCACGGGGGACAGAUCCCAGCUAUGAUUCUAGUCUGAAACCAGGGAAAAUAGAUCAUCUGAGCAGUAGUGCUCCAGGAUCCCCUCCUGACCUGCUAGAAUCUGUCCCUAAGAGUAUUUCUGCCUUACCUGUGAAUCCACAUCCUGUACCUCCAAGGGGGCCGGCAGAUCUGCCUCCCAUGCCUGUCACCAAACCAAUUCAGAUGGUACCACGAGGUUCUCAGUUAUAUCCAGCACAAGCAGAUGUUUAUUAUCAGGAUCCUCGAGGAGCUGCCCCACCAUUUGAACCAGCACCUUAUCAGCAGGGUAUGUACUAUACCCCACCACCAUGUGUAUCCCGCUUUGUUCGACCUCCACCAUCUGCUCCUGAACCUGGUCCUCCCUACUUGGAUCCUUAUCCACCCUACCUCCAAGAUCGUGUUAUGAACUCUCAGUAUGGCGCACAGCCACAACAGUACCCACCUAUGUACCCACCUCACUAUGAUGGCCGUCGAGUGUACCCUGCUCAGUCUUAUACAAGAGAGGAAAUUUUCCGAGAAAGCCCUAUACCCAUUGAGAUUCCACCUGCUGCAGUACCAUCAUAUGUACCAGAGUCCAGAGAAAGAUACCAGCAAGUGGAGGGUUACUAUCCAGUAGCCCCUCAUCCUACUCAGAUCAGACCUUCGUAUCCCAGAGAGCCUCCAUAUAGCCGGCUUCCUCCUCCUCCUCCCCAGCCCCAUCCUAGUCUAGAUGAGCUACAUCGCCGACGAAAGGAAAUUAUGGCUCAACUGGAGGAAAGAAAGGUUAUCUCUCCACCUCCUUUUGCACCUUCACCAACAUUGCCUCCCACAUUCCAUCAAGAGGAAUUUUUGGAUGAAGAAUUGAAGGUAGCUGGGAAAUACAAAGGAAAUGAUUAUAGCCAAUACUCUCCUUGGUCAUGUGACACCAUCGGCUCCUACAUUGGAACCAAAGAUGCAAAACCCAAAGAUGUUGUGGCAGCAGGGAGUGUGGAAAUGAUGAAUGUGGAAAGUAAAGGAAUGAGAGACCAGCGAUUGGAACUUCAGAGAAGAGCAGUAGAAACCAGUGAUGAUGACCUCAUCCCAUUUGGAGACCGACCAACAGUAUCUCGGUUUGGUGCCAUCUCUCGAACUUCCAAAACGCUAUAUCAGGGUGCUGGCCCAAUGCAGGCUAUGGCACCUCAGGGAGCUCCCACAAAAUCUAUUAACAUUUCUGAUUACAGUCCAUAUGGAACCCACGGUGGCUGGGGAGGUUCUCCAUAUUCACCUCAUCAAAAUGUAACUUCUCAGGGACACUUCAGUGAGAGGGAGCGAGUAUCCAUGCCAGAAGUAGCCAGUCAUGGAAAACCCCUUCCAUCUGCUGAGAGAGAACAGCUACGACUAGAAUUGCAGCAACUGAACCAUCAGAUUAGCCAGCAGACUCAGCUACGUGGAUUAGAGGCCGUUAGUAACAGGCUGGUGUUGCAGAGGGAAGCAAACACCUUGGCGGGACAGCCACAGCCGCCGCCGCCUCCUCCAAAGUGGCCUGGAAUGAUCUCAAGUGAGCAGUUGAGCUUGGAACUGCAUCAAGUGGAAAGGGAAAUUGGGAAGAGAACCCGGGAACUAAGUAUGGAGAACCAGUGUUCUCUGGACAUGAAAACCAAAUUGAAUACAAGUAAGCAAGCAGAAAAUGGACAACCAGAACCACAAAACAAGGUUCCAGCUGAGGACCUUACAUUGACAUUCAGUGAUAUACCGAAUGGAUCAGCCUUGACACAAGAGAAUAUCAGCCUCCUGUCAAACAAGACCAGCUCUCUGAACCUAUCAGAGGACCCAGAGGGAGGAGGAGAUAACAAUGACUCCCAGAGAUCCGGAGUUACUCCCAGUUCUGCUCCCUAAAACAUGAGGAAUCCUAAUAUUCUCUUCUGCUCCUAAUCAAUUUGGGUAGAAGAAUGGAUGACUUCUAAAUGUGUUCUAAGAGUGGUCAGAGAAAUCCAGGAAAAGCACCAGAGGCAAUGUGCACAAACACCACUACUAAAAACAAACCCUGCACAUAGUUCACGUUAACGCAUUUUUUUUUUUUAAUUUAAAGAAAAAGAAAAUUAGCAGUAUCUGCAAGCAAUUCAGAUUAAAUUUGUUUUUGUUCUGUGAAUGAACUUUAUUUUAAUAACUUUGGACGCCUUGGAUCCAGGGCUUUAAAAAAAGAUGAUGAUAUUAUAUAUACACUCUGUUUGAUUAAUUGUAUGAUCUUAAUGAAGUAGGUUUUUCUUGUAUUUUGGUAUUAUUACAUACCCAGUGUAUAAUUCCUUACCUCCAGUCCUUUCCAACUCUCACCACUCCUUAAACUAAAACAGACAAAAAGCACUGGUGUUUCUUAGAAUUCUGUGGUGCUUGAGAAACAGAGACAAUAGACUGAGUUACUAGAAAAUGUGCAGCAAACUAAAUUUCUCAGACCUGUUAUUUAGAAUUUUUUCCUUUUUGGAUCACUAGGUUCAUGGAUAAAAAAAUGUUUUGCUAUGACAUUAAAACUUUUGUUGUUAACCAACCAUUUAGAAGGGUUUUAUUUUCAACUUUUAAGAAAGAGAAUUAACAGCUAAUGUUUUAGCUCCCUGUUAAGGAUCCUUUGCAUUCUAUUAAUGUAAUCAGAAAGGCAAUUCAGUGUGUCCUUUUUGAUGAGAUUUAAAUGAAGAUUAAGAGUGAAAUGUAAUUUGUUAGCACUAAAAAUACACAAUUAGUAUAUUAGCUAUUGAGCUCAUGGUUGGAAAUUUGAAGCUUUUUUUUUUUUUUUAUUAUUAAACUUUGCUAAAAUCAGAAUGCUUAAAAACAGGACAAUCAUCCAUGUUUUAAAAUUAACACUUUAAACAGGGACACCUUUUUUCAGUAAAUGAAAUAUGGACACAUUAUUUCUUUUACUCUCAAAACUUACAAAAGCAUAAAAUAAAACCCCUGUGUACUGGAGCCCUCGGAUUUCAAGAAAGAUUUGGCAGAUAUAAAACUGCCUGAAUCUUAAGGCUGGUUUGUGAAUUGAUCACUGGUUGCUAUCCCAAAUUAUUAGCAUAAAUAAGUAGUAAAUAUUUUGAAAUCAAUUUUCAUAGAUUUGGAUUCCAGCCUUUAUAAACUUUGUUCAAGAAAAUUUUGCAAAGAGGAAGAAUUUUUUUUUUUUUAAUUUUUAGUUCUGCUGCACAUAUUCUGAUACCCUGAGUCUAUACUUAACCCCUAUAAAGCAUGUUUUGUGGGGAUUAUUUCACUCUCUCUGUCCACUGUUUGCCUGAUAUUUUUAGUUUCCCUUUUUGGAUUAUACUACUAAAUCAGAAAGCACUGGUUAUGUAAUAAGUUACUGCAUUGCUUUGGUUGGGUAAAAGCAAAAGUUUAUAUUUUUCUUGUUUCUUAUAUUCUUAACCCUUAACUCCUGCUGAGGUCCUAACAGCCUCAGUCUAAGCUCUGUGUCCAUUAUAUUAUUAACUGA